AGAAAGAGGAAGUGACAGUAGAAACAGGAAGGAAGGAGAGGCUUCAUUUCUCUUAAACACACAUCAGUUCUCAGACACAGAGAAACUCGGACACAAUGACUGAAAUCAGGAUUAAAAUGUCUUUAUUUCUGAUACUCGGGCUCCAGAUCACAGAAGUGACGGGACAAUUUUCCUCCUCCGUCUUUGUCAGAGAUGGAGAUGACGUCACUAUGUCCUGUAAAUAUGUGUUCGAUGGUCAGGAUGAAUGUGACAGUACUUACUGGAUCUUACAUGGUUCAAGAAUCACACACCUGGUUAAACAAGGGAAGAUUGUUAAAAAUGCCGACCCUAAAUCAGACAGACUGAGUCUGACACAGAACUGUUCUCUGGUUCUGAAGAAGGUCACAGCUGGAGACACUGAUCGCUACGACUGUCAGCAGUUCAGAUCAGGACAACAACUUCAAUACACUCUGGUUUAUCUGUCUGUUGUUACCAUGACUGAACAGAAGGACGGUGAUGAGGUGAAGUUUACCUGCUCUGUAUCACCUGCUCCAGGUUUCAGACACACAGUGAAGUGGCUGCAUGAGCGUCAGAAAGUGGAUGAAGGCAACACAGACAUAAAGACAUCACAGUCUAAGAGCUCAGCUACUGUCACGUUUCCUUCCUCUUAUCUCAAGAAGCCAAAGUAUCAUGAGAUGUUUCAGUGUGAAGUGACUGAUGGUUUCAGAGGAAGAGAGUUGCUCACCUUCAGUGCUCCGUCCUCAGGUGAGAAACCAGGUGAGGACAGGACAACAAGUGUCCAAACAACAACUGAAAACAGGAAGAAUUCCCUGAUGGAGCCAGCAGCACCUGACCACAGGGACACGUCACCUAGACAACCAGGUUGGCUGAGGCUUGUUAUCGUGUCUGUGGGUUUAACCCUGCUCAUCCUGAGUGUUGUGACAGUCGACAUAUGGACGAGAUCUAAAGGAAACAAAACACAGACGGACGACGACGAUGUGAGUUUAACAACUGAACAUUCAAACGCGCAUAAUGAUGAAGAUGAAGAUGAAGACAAAGUGAACUAUGAAAACGUUUGACUCCACUGAUCAACAACGUCAGCAUCAACUACCGAGCAUUUACAACCUUUAAAAACUACGGUGGCCCUGAAGCUCAACACGCUGCACCUGAAGAAAACACCUUCACCUGUUAGAGCGCGUACCAAGAAGGUGUGGUCCUAACCGCAGCGCCACAGGUUCAAGUCCCACCUGUGGUUCUCUGCUACAAGUCGUCCCCUCUGACUUCCUGUCUCUAUCAGAAUAAAGGCAGAAAAUAACAUUAAGAGACAGUGAUGAACCUGGACGGGACGCACCUGCUGGACGUCUUCCAGGCGAAUCCCUCCAUGUUCACUUGAUGUUCAGUGGUUUUAACUUCACGAAGCGUUGAACAACAAGUGUGUCCCAGCAGGUCCGUCACUUUUUAGAGUCCCCCUGGAAACGCCUCCGUUGUGUUGUGAGUAUUUGCAGCAGGUGUGUUGUCAAAAUGUUUUCUGAAAUACUUUCUGUUUUUCUGUUUUCAUGUGUUUUGUUGAGUUGCAGUGUGUUAAGCUUCAGGGCCACCGUACUUUACACCAAAAACAGAUGUACAUUUUACAAAAGCUGUGAGAGACACGUGAUUUUUCUUCUUUAUUCUUUUCUUGUUUUUUCUUCUUGUUUUUUCCUUUUUCUUGUAAUACUCAUGUUUCUCAUCAGCGUUUGGACUGAAAUCAUUAUUAAAAACAAAACAAAAACUUGCCUCUCCGGGCUUCCAUACCUUUGUGUUUUGAUGGAUGAAAGGAUUUGUCAGAGUUUCCGUUGAAGUGUUUGUAAAUGCUUUUUGAGUUUGCCUCAUUCUUAUUAUUUAUCUUACUUGGGAAUUAUUGUAAGUAACAGAUUAUAUGUUUGCUGGAGUCACAUAUGUUUAAUUAUGUGUUCAUUAUGUUUAAUUGAUUAUUGAAGAAUAAACCUGUAAGU
Molecule: messenger RNA, 1970 nt
Organism: Seriola aureovittata
Lineage: Eukaryota; Metazoa; Chordata; Actinopteri; Carangiformes; Carangidae
Exons: 7
Coding region: 96-1058 (320 amino acids)
Biological process (GO): interleukin-15-mediated signaling pathway; T cell activation; positive regulation of ERK1 and ERK2 cascade
Cellular component (GO): external side of plasma membrane; membrane raft
Molecular function (GO): protein tyrosine kinase binding; MHC class II protein binding
Source: RefSeq, a predicted model, not a curated record